Molecule: messenger RNA, 2027 nt
Organism: Ooceraea biroi (clonal raider ant)
Lineage: Eukaryota; Metazoa; Arthropoda; Insecta; Hymenoptera; Formicidae
Biological process (GO): phospholipid metabolic process; arachidonate secretion
Molecular function (GO): A2-type glycerophospholipase activity
Source: RefSeq, a predicted model, not a curated record
AAGAGUAUAUCGAUCUUACCAGCGCUGCUGAAUUUUCGUUUGCAAACAUCGCUCGAUUGAUGAUGGCAAAAACGCGCAUAACUUUCUUCGCAUAAUUCGCAAUGAUUUAUCUUGAGCCAAGAACUUAUGCAACGUGCCAGCUCCAGCUCCGAAAAACGGGAUAAGAAGAAGAACACGUUUGCGUCAUCGAACAGCGUCGCCUUCUCGAGAAAGUCGGGGUGCCUUGUGUACAACGUUUUUUUUGAAACUUUUCUAGAUUUUUACAUGUAACAUUUCUACAAAUAUACCGAUUGCCGCGAUACGCUUUAGUAAAUUCUAUUCGCGACGAGAAUGAUCUGCGCGUGAGGAAGAAACCUGAUGGAGCAUCGCUUUCCCCGUCUUUUUUUCCCUUUUUUAACGACGCAUGGGUUUCUGUAAAUUUACUAACCAGGAGAUCACAUAUUGCCGUUUCGCCCGACUUUCUUCGUCCUAGUCCCCGCGAAUGUAGGUCUCCCCACUGAUGUCUAUCGGGUCUGCCACCGGGUAAUACGAUUGAGGGAGAGGGAAGCUAUGCGCGCGAGUAUCAGACCGCCACUUUUACGUUUAGCCAUUCGAUCGACUACUAGUCCGGUCCGUUUGCGUACGACCGAUGGAUGUAUGCAUACAUAAUUACAUGAAACAUAUCGUUCGCGAGCGGAAAAUGCAACCUGUUCACGACAAUCGGUUUACAGUAAUGUGAUCAGAAGCCCGGUAUUACUUAACGGUAUCGCUCCGGAUGAAUUCGCUCCGGUUUUUCACAAACAAUUCUUUUGUACGAAAUUAAAAAAAAGUAUCUUGCGCGGAACUCUUCGUCGUUCCUUUUCCGCAAAAAGGAAAUCCAUAUAUACCAUGUGUCAAAUGUGUCAAGUGUGUCAAACGAUGCUUAUAACUCGACAAGAAGUUUGCCCGAACGACCGUUAUGUGCCCAACAAAUAAGUUAACUCUCUGGAAAAAAUUCUUUUCCGUUUUGCUACGUUCACGUAUCAAAGGAAUUCGAGUAAAAGACAUCGAACUCCUGUAAAAUAUAUGGCAUGAAAAAUUUGAAAAACAAGACCACGUAAUAUGGUGAUCGUGAGGAAAAGGAUCGACAUUUCGAACAAAAAGAUGCAUUCAGCGUGCGUAACAUUUUUUCUAGUUGUAUCGACAUGCAAUUUAAGUGCGCAACAACCAACAUUCUUCAAGAGCACUCAGUUUAAAGGACUCAACGGUUACACACCGACCGCUUCGCUCACGAAAGACGAGAUAAGAGUCGCCUACUAUCACGAGCAGACAGUGGCAGUGGUUGAUCUUGGCCCGAAUAAUGAACUACACGAUUGCAAUAUAAUCGAAGUGUACGAGCUAUCAGAGGCCAGUGAGGUUCUACGAAACCUAUCUAUGACCUUACGUCCGCAAGUGGUGUCCUUUCAAGAGAUAACGAGGCUUAUGCAGCAAUGCGAAUUGUUGAACGAUUUUCAAGUGGAAGCUACGACCACCUUGUCCACAAACGCAUUGAGCAGGGGGUCUAGAAUAGCCGCGAGUUCGAUAACUUUGUUGUCGGGUAUCCUGCCAGGCACGAAAUGGUGUGGCACGGGCGACAUAGCUGAAAAUUAUCACGAUUUGGGCGAUCUACCUCAUAUCGACAGAUGCUGCCGUACGCACGACCUUUGUCCUAUUAAAAUCCGAGCUCAACAGACUCGCUACAAUCUCACUAAUUACUCGUUGUAUACCAAGUCACAUUGUACUUGCGAUAUGACGCUUUAUCAGUGCUUAAAAGCUGCCAAUCAUCCGACGGCGAAUCUGAUGGGACAAAUAUACUUCAAUAUCGUUAAGGUGCCGUGCAUAGAAGACAUGAGAGGUAAUCGGUAUUCUUCCUCAGAACUGUCAAGAAAAUUCGUACCUGUAAAGAGAGUAUAUUGAAUGGAGGAUAUUAUCCAGCGUUAUUCACGUAUCAAUUAAUGACGUAAUAUUAUUUAGAAAUUUAAUACAUUUAUAUGACUCAUUUAGAGAUAAAUAAAAUUAAUCUCCAGUUA